Messenger RNA from Magnolia sinica, 621 nucleotides. RefSeq lists its product as uncharacterized. The record is from RefSeq and is a predicted model, not a curated record. The coding region runs from base 103 to 588 and encodes 161 amino acids. Lineage: Eukaryota; Viridiplantae; Streptophyta; Magnoliopsida; Magnoliales; Magnoliaceae. The transcript is spliced from 3 exons.
CAGAAAGCGUGAUUGCAAGGCCAUUAUAGAUAUUAUAGAUAAAAGAUAAGACAGUCAAGUGUCAUCUCCAUUGUAUUCGGUUGCCUACAUCCUUAACCCAGCAUGUUUAUUCGCUUCCCCCGAUCCGGUAGAAGCACCAACUCUACAUAUGGUUGUUUUAUUAACGUGUUGGAAAGAAUGAUUACAGAUAGAGAAGAACAUGACAAGAUCCCAGCUCUACUGGACUUCUAUACAAAGAGUGGGGGCAUAUUCUUGAGGGAGAUCAUCGUUAGGCAUCGAAUAAUGAAAUUGCCUACUGACCGUUGGGCUGCUUACAGAGUUGACCCAAAUAGAAAGGAUUCAGUUCUAAAGAAGCUGACAUUGAGAAUUCUUGGACUCACGUGUUCUGCUAGUGGUUGCAAGCACAACCGGAGCACGUUCGAGGUGAUUCACACCAAGAAAAGAAAUCGCCUUGAACAAAAGAAGCUCAACGACUUGGUCAUUGUCCAAUACAAUCAGAAAUUGCAAGAACGAUUCCAAGGUAGGAAAGAAAAGUCUAGCUUCUUUGACCAUAUUUGCUUAGAUGAGUUGGAUAUAGAUAAUGAGUGACACGUAGAGACGGAGGAGCCGGUCUUUGCUGGU